Molecule: messenger RNA, 3725 nt
Organism: Thecamonas trahens ATCC 50062
Lineage: Eukaryota; Apusomonadida; Apusomonadidae
Exons: 1
Coding region: 1885-3522 (545 amino acids)
Source: RefSeq, a predicted model, not a curated record
CACGCAGCAUAGCCACCCCACUCUCCCCCACCACCGUCCACCCUCCUCACCCACCUUCCACCCCACCAACCCUACACCUCCUCUCCACACCCAUACCCUCAUCACUCAAUCACUCUCCCCUCUCAACCCCACAUACUUCCCCCCCCCUCCUCCUCCUCCUCCUCCACACACGCCACCCUCUCCGGUCUGAGCAACAACUACGUUCAUUGCCUUGCUGUCAUCCAGGUCCUGUUACUAGCGAAAAACGCGCGGGGGCAUCGAGUGAGAAGAAAAAAAAGCUAUUUCGCCGCCAUCCCAUCCAUCCUUCUCCUUGCGCACGUUGGACAGGCGUACAAAGGGGAUAGCUCGUUGGCUUACCGAAGGCUACAGCUUAUAGCUUGGUAAGAUGGAGAACAAGAAGCUCGAGUACCCGCCAGGACCGCGGCGUGCUUGUGAUGUUUGCAAGUCGAACAAGCGCAAGUGCGACUUUACCCUCCCGUGCUCGCGCUGUCUUCGCACCAAGCGGACUUGCACGUAUAACUUGCCCUUUGGUCGCAAGGCUAAUCAAGCUGCCAAGAAGCAGCGUCACUCCAGCUCCACCACCACUGGCAAAACCAGCUCCAACAAGAACAAGAACAGGAACAUGAACAACACCAUCAACUCGGUGCCAAGCAUCAGAAACUCGCCCAGCAUCAACCACCUCAAUCAUCACUCCUCCUCCUCCUUGGCUGCAACAGAGAUGCUCUCCUCUUCCAUCGCCACUCGUGGUCAUCAUCGUGUCCAUCAUCACCCCCACAACUUGUCCUCGCCCUCGGCCGCCGCUUACUCGGCCGUACCCUACUCGGCCGUCGCCUACUCGUCGUCGUCGGCGACGACAUCACCCACAGACCCCUCUCCGCCAUACAUCGCCCGCCAUCACCACCAUGCCCACCCAACGUCGGCGCCUUCGGUUUCCUCGGCUACCUCGGAGUCCUCCACCUCGGGCCCAACGCCAUCGGCUUCCUCGGCUGCCCGCUCCGCCUACCAUCCCGCCACCUCUAGCGGCCACCGCGCGAGCGUCUCCUACCGCGACGUGCCCAUGCCGUCCAUUCCCGACCUCGGCGUCUCCAUGCAGUACUUCUACCCGCCGUCCUCGGCGCCCACCAACUUUGCUGCCGUCCCGCACUCGGCACCUGCUGCCUUGCUCAAUGCCCAAAACUCGCUCGACGACCUCACCAUGAAUGCCUUAAUCUUCCCGGCAUCGUCCACGCUCAUGUCCUCUCGCUCGCAGCCGCACCUGUUGUCGUCGGCGACAUCUGCCGACGCCAUGCCCUCGUCGACGCCGGCAUCGGCCUCCUCGAACUCGCUCCUCGCCUCACGCGCCUUGCCGUCGACGCUGUGCCCCCUCGACGUUACCCCGUCGGCCAUGCUCGACUACGUCCCGCCCUCGCCCGAUUCAACCAUCAAGUCACUCCUCAACAUGAACUUCGGUGAUGCCCUCAACUCGCCGCCCUCCUCGGCAGGCUCGGCACAGCACGAUGCCCUGCCCGACAUCCUCCUCCCCUCCACGCUUCCGGUCUGCCCCGGUCCCUCACCUCAGCCAGGCCCUGUCCUCUCGCUCUCGCCGCAUACUUCGACCUCGGCCUCCUCCACUCCCGACGACCCGACUUCGCCCAUGUCGCCCAUCGUUCCGGGCGCCAAGCGCGCCCGCAGCGACGAUGACGGCAACAGCGGCAGCACUUGUGGCCCUGCCGCAACCGCCAACCCCAACAGUACCGGUGUGCCCGAGAGGGCCGGCGCGACAACGCUCGCUACCUAUGGCCCGCCCGUCAAGCGCGCUCGCGGCCUCGAUCCGCGCGCUCGCCCCCUCGCUACGGCCUCCACACCAACCCAAUCCUCGACUUUUCGCAGCUCGACGCGUCGCUGAUGCGCACCGGAAUUGACAUUUUCUUCAACUUUAUCAACAUGUUCAUCUCCCACAUCCCGUCGCGUGACCCGUUCGACGCCGCCAUCAACGGCCUCCUCUCUGGCACCAUAGACUUCCACUCGCUCUCGCCCGUUCUCCGCGGUCAGCUACUUGGCAUCGUUGCCAUCGGCGUCUCCUCGCUCGCACCCAACCUCGCAGACCGCCUCAUCGAGCAGACCCGCCCUCUCAUUGGCCAGCUCUACGACGUCGAGACCCAGGAAGUCGCCGGCUUCCACAUGCUCCUCUACAUCUUCUUUGUUGGCCGGACCAACGUCCGCGCUUCAUACCACCUCCGCGCCGCAGACACCCUCCUCACCAAGCUCCGCAACCGCGCUCGUGCCUCGUGUCUCCUCCUGGCCGCCCCGGACCAGGUCGCCCCGCAGGCCUUCUCCCAGCCGCCGCCCUCAGGAGAGGAAGUGUGGACGCCAUCGACUCGCUCCAUCUUCUACCGCGUCUACGCCCACUACGAGCUCCCGCUCAUCGCCGCAACACGCGACUUUCCGCUCCCGCUCGAUCCGGCCGACGACUUUACCGACGACGACAUCCGCACCGCAUGCCUACCGCACAACCACACAGGCCCGCUACCGUCCUACAUUCCGCUCAAUGCCGCCGUCGUCUCAAAACUCGUCGCCCCCGUCCGCAACGCCGUCCUCGCCGCCGCAGAAGCAAGCAUCGCCCGCCCGCCACAGCUCCCGCGUCUCGACGCCAUCCUCAUGCUCAUCUGCCAGUACCUCGUCGACCCGUCCAUCACCGUCCUCGACUCGUGGACCCGCGACCAGGGCAUCGACUCGCUGCAGCGCUGCCUCAUGACCAUGCUCGCAACAUGCUCCCGCUCCGCCGUCGCUCGGCCGUCCGACCCCUCGCCCGAGCAGACUGCCCGCGAUGAAGCCACCCGCUCGCGUCUCACUGCCGCAGCCCUCCGCAUGGUCCGCAUCCAGCGCCUUGCUGUCGAAGACGCACGUACCCUCCCACCCGAGCAGACCGCCUAUGGUGCCUUUACGGCCCUCAAGGUCGCCGUCGCAGCCGUGUGCGUCAUCAUGUGCACCUACAUCUCGGGCGAGCUCAAGCUCUCGCACACGGUCGCCUCGGCCGCCCUCGAGCUCCUCCUCCUCACAGACCCGUCGGCCUUCCAGAUGGCGCCCUACGCCUUCCUCUUCCCGCUCUCCGCCGCCGCCUUCAUCCUCCAGGUCACCGGCGACAAGGCCCGCCGCGCGUCAUGCAUCCGCCUCAUCACGGAGUACUCGCCGCCCUCAAACCUCAACGUUGGCGUCCUCCCUGCUCUCCGAGUGGUCUUUGCCGCAAUCCUGGAGGCCGAGAACGAGCCCGCCCAGGACAACCCGCCCGUCGUCACCCUGCCGCGCUGUGUCUCUUCAGCCUCCCGCGUCCCCUCCAUCCCAGAUCCCACCCCGCCGGCUGGCCCCGCCGCGCCUCAGCAGCGACCCGUCCACCGCCACCGCCGCCCGCCCGCCCCAGAGCUCGACAAGCUCUCUUCCUCGAUGAACACCUCGUUCAUCGACACCCUCCGCGCAGCAGGCCCGCCACGCCACGCCUCUCACUCUCACUCGACCGCCGCGCCUUCGUCUAUCUGGAACCAAUGACCCGCGCAGCCAUCCGCAGCAUCACGUACGAGUCGUCCUCGUCAACGUCACAAUCAGAGCAUCUAAACACACGUGUUAAUCGUCCCCUUGCUCUACGACCCGAGCUCCUUCUUCCGCGCAGCCAUUCGCCGCUGCCAGAUCUUCUUGCGCUUCCGCUCAAGCUCCUCCUCCCGCGCCGCCUUGGCCUUUGCCCGCAGCCGCUC